AUGAGGUUUCUUCCUACCGUUGCUGCCCUUACCGGCGUUGCCCUUACCGGCGCUGCCCUUACCGGCGCUGCCCCUACCGGCGCUGCCACUACCGACGCUAUCCUUACCGGCGCUGCCCCCCCUACCGGCGAUGCCCUUACCGGCGCUGCCCCCCCUACCGGCGAUGCCCUUACCGGCGCUGCCCCCCCUACCGGCGAUGCCCCUACCGGCGAUGCCCUUACCGGCGCUGCCCCCCCUACCGGCGAUGCCCCUACCGGCGAUGUCCUUACCGGCGAUUGCCCUACCGGCGCUGCCCCCCCUACCGGCGAUGCCCUUACCGGCGCUGCCCCCCCUACCGGCGAUGCCCUUGCCGGCGCUGCCCCUACCGGCGAUGCCCCUACCGGCGAUGCCCCUACCGGCGAUGCCCCUACCGGCGAUGCCCCUACCGGCGAUGCCCCUACCGGCGAUGCCCUUACCGGCGAUGCCCCUACCGACCUCCCUACUGCCCAACUUGACUUGUCCAAGUACAGCCUCUCCGAAAUUACCGCAGCUUACUUGGCUUAUACUGCGAAGGCAAUGUCCGGAAUCGACGGGACACCUCAGUCUUCGACUACGAAUGCUGGUAUACUAGACCACCGAGGUCACCCUACCUCUAAACCGGACUUUCGUCAUCCUCAAAUCCGCAUCCUCAACCUCCUCCACACUACCACCCUCCUCUACACCACGACCCUCCUCCACAUCACCAUACUUCUCCACAUCACCAUCAUCCUCAACAUCACCAUCCUCCAAUUUCUUCACAAGCUCGGACCCUUCCAAGUUGAGGCCCAAAACCAUCGAUAGGCCAUUGUUUGCCGAUAACAUGGUCCCAAAUGUAGUCUGCCGCACCGUAGUACUGAACCAAACCAAGUAAUAGAACCCCUGCGUACACCGCGAAAUAGGCCCAUAUGGACAGCUCCCCGGUCCGUCUUGCCGUUUCCGGACCCUGCUGUGAAUCCGGUGUGAUGGCCGUAGGAGAAUUCAUCGACGUGGGGAUUGAUGACAUCGGUGUUGUUGCUGUCGGACCCAUCAUAAAAGGGAGGACUGCGUCUUCAAUUCCCCAAACACCCGUAGCUG
Messenger RNA from Neurospora tetraspora, 1092 nucleotides. RefSeq lists its product as uncharacterized. NCBI's taxonomy places the organism in Eukaryota, Fungi, Ascomycota, Sordariomycetes, Sordariales, Sordariaceae. The record is from RefSeq and is a predicted model, not a curated record. Bases 1 to 819 code for a protein of 272 amino acids. The transcript is spliced from 2 exons.